Messenger RNA from Lodderomyces margitis, 534 nucleotides. RefSeq lists its product as uncharacterized. Gene Ontology annotation, biological process: translational termination. Lineage: Eukaryota; Fungi; Ascomycota; Pichiomycetes; Serinales; Debaryomycetaceae. The record is from RefSeq and is a predicted model, not a curated record. Bases 1 to 534 code for a protein of 177 amino acids. Gene Ontology annotation, cellular component: mitochondrion. Gene Ontology annotation, molecular function: translation release factor activity. The transcript has a single exon.
AUGCUACGAUACCCAGUUAGAUUAUUCACAACAAGUCGCGCUUAUAAUGCUAUUCCCAAACAGAAUAAACUUCCCCCACGUCCAAAAUGGUUGAUCAAAGAAGAUGAAAUAGAAGAAUGCUUUCUUAAGGGAGGAAGAGGACCCGGUGGACAAAAAAUCAAUAAAACUAACUCAAAGGUACAGCUAACGCACAAGCCAACAGGAAUGGUGGUUACUUGUCAGGCAACUAGGUCACAGGAGCAGAACAGGAAGAAGGCAAGGGAAAUAUUGGCUUUGAAAUUAGAUGAUCUAUAUAAUCCAGAGACCAGUAGGAAUGCUAUCGUAGCCGAAAGGGCUCAAAAAAUGAAACAGAGCAAAGCAAAGAAAUCGAACAGAAAAUAUCGUGCACUAAAUGAGGUCAAAGAGGCAGAAGAGGCAUUGCAGUUAGAGCAGGAGCAAAAUAUGAUUAAAGAACUUGGGGUUGUCGAUGAAGAAGAGGAAUUUGAAAAAUUCAUCAAGUCUGCAAAAGUCGACUUGAACGGGUUGAAAAAGUAG